This is a messenger RNA of Cajanus cajan (pigeon pea), 561 nucleotides long. The record is from RefSeq and is a predicted model, not a curated record. Lineage: Eukaryota; Viridiplantae; Streptophyta; Magnoliopsida; Fabales; Fabaceae.
AUGGAAUUCCUUGAACUGAAUCAAGGGAACGACACAGUGGCAGAGUAUGCUGGCAAAUUUGAUGCUUUAGUUCGUUAUUGUACACACUACCAUGGUGAGGGUGGUGAAAGAGCUAAAUGCAUAAAAUUUGUAAAUGGUCUGCGUCCUGAAGCGAAAACUACAAUUAACUAUCAGGAGAUAUAUCACUUUCCAACUCUGGUCAAUAAGUGCAGCAUUUAUGAUCGUGACAACCGUGCUCAUGCUACUUUCUAUAAAGGAGUUGGAGGUCCUAUCCGUGCUGUAAGUUCUAGUACUUCGGGUAGGAGUAAGCCUUACUCCGGUUCUAAUAGAUUUCAAGGGAGUAAAGUUGCUACUAAUAAAAGCAAGUCGUUUACUAGAGGAUCCACUGUUAGUGCUACUAUAAGUGUUGGAGGGUCCGUGUCCACUCCUUCAGGAAGAUGUGGAAAGUGUGGACGUAUUGGUCAUAAUCAGUUUGAGUGUUGUGACAAGGAGGUUACUUGCUUCAAUUGCAGGGGUAAGGGUCAAAAAAAUUCCACUUCUAGCAGUAGACUCAGCCAAUAG